Molecule: messenger RNA, 2133 nt
Organism: Balaenoptera musculus (blue whale)
Lineage: Eukaryota; Metazoa; Chordata; Mammalia; Artiodactyla; Balaenopteridae
Gene: MYLK4
Product: myosin light chain kinase family member 4
Exons: 14
Coding region: 364-1689 (441 amino acids)
Biological process (GO): protein phosphorylation; intracellular signal transduction; positive regulation of apoptotic process
Cellular component (GO): nucleus; cytoplasm
Molecular function (GO): protein serine/threonine kinase activity; ATP binding
Source: RefSeq, a predicted model, not a curated record
CGCUGCUCUCGGCCGCCGUCGGCGUGGCCGGCUGCUUGAGCGCCGAGCUCUCGGACGGCCGGCGCCGCUUGGCGCGGGGCGGCGCGGGCUCCGCGUGGCCCGCCGGGUGCAGCAGCAGGCAGCGGUCCAGCCGGACCUGGCGUUCACUCUGAGCAGUGCAGCCGUCUCUGUCCUCCGCCCCGGAACCACAAUGGGGAUGACGGAUUCCGCGUGUGGCUCAGCUCUCAGAUCAGCCGUCUAUUCAGUGGCCACGAGGAAAGUCCCAGCCUGGCGCAGGUCCCGAGUGCUGCCGCGUAAUAAGCCUCCCAGUGUUAUCGGACCUCAGGCGUCAUCUUGCCCCUCGUAAUCAUACCCAAGAGUCCAAUGUGCGAGUCGGUGAUGAGGACUCUUGUUUCUCCUCCUCGCGGUCAAGAGGGGGGCAGACUCAGAAGCCACGCCUGCGCCCUGAUUUACAAGUCAGAGACAGAGGGGGACGAAAACCACACACCAGACAGGAACUUAGUCGGACUCACCACCACGAUGCUAAAAGUGAAGAGGCUGGAAGAAAUCAACACGUGUUACCAUGGUGACCAGCUGGAGAAAAUGGCCUUUUUUCAGUGCAUGGAAGAGGUGGAGGAAGUGAAGUGUAUUCUGGAAGAAAGUUCUAGUGAGCAGGAUUCGAGAUCUGGGAAGAGUGAGGCUAAGGAGCAGUUGUGCUCACACCCCGGCCAGAAGGAAACAGCACCAGCCAAAGGCAAAAGGACAGCGCCUCCCACAGACGAGGCCUGGGCACCGCCUGCGCCGUUUGAUCACCGCAUCGUGACAGCCAAGCAGGCCGCCGUCAACAGCUUCUACACCGUGAGCAGAACAGAAGUCUUGGGAGGGGGGCGCUUCGGCCAGGUUCACAAGUGUGAGGAGAAAGCCACAGGUCUGAAGCUGGCGGCCAAGAUCAUCAAGACCAGAGGCAUGAAGGACAAGGAUGAAGUGAAGAAUGAGAUCAACGUCAUGAACCAGCUGGACCACGUGAACCUCAUCCAGCUCUACGACGCCUUCGAGUCUAAGAACGACAUCGUCCUGGUCAUGGAGUAUGUGGACGGAGGGGAGCUCUUCGACCGCAUCAUUGAUGACAACUACAAUCUGACCGAGCUUGAUACCAUCCUGUUCACCAGGCAGAUAUGUGAGGGGAUAAGACACAUGCAUCAGAUGUACAUCCUACACUUAGACCUGAAGCCUGAGAACAUCCUGUGUGUGAAUCGGGAUACUAAACAAAUAAAAAUUAUUGACUUUGGAUUGGCCAGAAGAUACAAACCCAGAGAGAAGCUGAAGGUGAACUUCGGAACUCCAGAAUUCCUCGCCCCUGAAGUUGUGAACUAUGAUUUUGUUUCCUUUUCCACGGACAUGUGGAGCGUGGGAGUCAUCACUUACAUGCUACUCAGCGGUUUGUCCCCCUUCCUGGGAGAUAACGACGCCGAGACCCUGAACAACAUCCUGGCGUGCAGGUGGGAUCUGGAGGAUGAAGGAUUUCAGGACAUCUCGGAGGAGGCCCGGGGGUUCAUCUCCAAGCUUCUGAUCAAGGAGAAGAGUUGGAGAAUAAGUGCAAGUGAAGCCCUCAAGCACCCUUGGCUGUCGGAUCACAAGCUCCACUCCAGGCUCAGUGCACAGAAGAGGAAGAAUUGCUGCUCUGAUGCCCAGGACCUGGUGGCCAAAUAGUCCCUGGAGGGCGCCCUCUUGAAAGGAAAACUGCUGCGGUUGCUGCUGCUUGGAGAAGAUUUUUGGAAAAAUCAGCAGUUCUGAUGCCUUGACCCCUAAGGAGACUGGUGGCUCUGGGGGAGGGGAAGCCACCACACUCAGAGAACUCUGAGUACCUCUGCCAGGCUCGCGGGGCCGGGGGCACCCAGAGCUGCGGCCCAGGGGGCAGGCAAGCCUGCACCUCGCUUCACAACCCACUCCCUGCAGCAGUGCACACCCCAGAAGACGUUUCCCUGCCAUCCUGAGCUUUAGAACUUUCGAUCUCAGUCACUGGGGCACGGGGUGCAUUAUUUCUGCAAUUUCUCAGAUCCCUAGAGCAAUCAUACUGGAGAUUUAGUUGAGAUUUUAAAACAUGUUGGAUGCAGUGGUUAACUAUUAUAUAUAGAAUGAAUAAACAACAAGGUC